Messenger RNA from Penicillium cinerascens, 1470 nucleotides. RefSeq names its product flavin-containing monooxygenase. NCBI's taxonomy places the organism in Eukaryota, Fungi, Ascomycota, Eurotiomycetes, Eurotiales, Aspergillaceae. Gene Ontology annotation, molecular function: flavin adenine dinucleotide binding; NADP binding; N,N-dimethylaniline monooxygenase activity. The transcript has 2 exons. The record is from RefSeq and is a predicted model, not a curated record. Bases 1 to 1470 code for a protein of 489 amino acids.
AUGGGUGUUGGGCAGCAAGACUUGGAUUAUGAUGUUAUCAUCAUCGGUGCCGGGAUCGCCGGGAUCAACUUCGCCUACCGGCUGCAAGAACGCAAUCCCGAACUGAGCUACUGCAUUCUGGAGGAACGACACGAAAUUGGAGGCACAUGGAGUCUAUUUCAAUAUCCUGGUAUCCGAUCGGACUCAGAUUUGUUCACCUUCGGGUUUGCAUGGCGGCCCUGGACCGAAAGGCAAUCAAUAGCGAAAGGCUCGUUGAUUUCCGAAUACAUGCGCAAAUGCGCAGCGGAAGAGGGUAUCGACAAAAAGAUCAAAUUUAAUCACCGAGUCAACCGAAUGUCCUGGUCCAGCGAGUCCAAGACCUGGAUGCUGGACCUGAUCGACGAUAAGAUAUCGCCGACCAACAUCCAGUGCCGCUUCAUUCUUCUUGGGGCGGGUUGCUACGACUAUCACCAGCCGCUUCAAACAGAUAUUCCUGGGAUUCGGAAUUUUACUGGAACCCUGGUGCACCCACAGUAUUGGCCCACGGACCUCGACUACAAGGACAAGAAAGUGGUCAUCAUUGGCUCCGGUGCGACAGCCAUUACACUGCUUCCGAACGUUGCGAAGGAGGCAAAGCACGUUAUGAUGCUCCAACGCUCCCCGAGCUAUAUCCUAUCGGUCAAAAGCGAGGACCCCGUUGACAAAUUCCUUUUGUUCUUGUUUCCGGAAACUCUGGCCCGGAAACUCAUUCGGUUCAAAUGGAUUUUUGUUCCAUUUCUACUGUCGAAUUUUUGCCGGCUCUUUCCCCAAGUGGCCCGUAAGAUGUUGAUGGCAGUAACCGCCAAACAGCUUCCGAAAGGCAUGCCUCUGAACCCUAACUUUACCCCCAGGUACAAUCCGUGGGAGCAGCGAAUGUGCAUGUGCCCAGAGGCCGAUUUCUACGAAAGCAUUCGGGCAGGCAAGGCUGACGUGAAGACUGACGUGAUUGCGAAAGUCACUGAAACAAGUAUCCAGCUCCAAUCAGGCGAUGAACUGCAUCCCGACAUCAUUGUCACGGCCACUGGUUUGAAGUUGAGCAUGGCUGGCGGAAUUAAGAUCUCUGUUGAUGACUCAGAGUAUGACAUUGGCGAAAAUUUCAUGUGGAGAUUUGCGAUGAUGGAAAACCUGCCGAACACGAUUUUCGCAAUAGGAUAUAUAGACGCUAGCUGGACCCUCGGUGCCGACGUGGCAGCCACAUUGGCAUGCCGAGUGUUGAAGGCGAUGGAGAAGGACAACGCUACGAUGGUGGUGCCCCGAAUGGAAGCCGAGGAUAAGAAGCACAUCAAGACGUUACCGACCCUGAACUUGAAGUCUACCUAUGUUCAGAAAGCAAAGAGCGUCCUGCCGAAGGUGGGAGACCGCUCUGUCUGGAAACCAAGAUCCUACUAUUGGAAGGACAUAACACUAGCUGAGUACGGGAGCCUCCAGAAGGGAUUGGAGUGGACAAGAUGA